Messenger RNA from Penicillium pulvis, 615 nucleotides. Its product is annotated as GNAT family N-acetyltransferase. The record is from RefSeq and is a predicted model, not a curated record. NCBI's taxonomy places the organism in Eukaryota, Fungi, Ascomycota, Eurotiomycetes, Eurotiales, Aspergillaceae. Gene Ontology annotation, molecular function: acyltransferase activity, transferring groups other than amino-acyl groups. The coding region runs from base 1 to 615 and encodes 204 amino acids. The transcript is spliced from 2 exons.
AUGGCAUGUACAGGCCAACUGAAACUUGAUGUCGUGACUAUCGAGGAUAGUCCCGCUCUGAUGGACCUAUGGUUCGCAGCUUUCUCAGACCCCAAAUCACGACAACUCUUCCCAGAUACGCCCGGCAUGAGAAAGUGGCUUCAACAUGCCAUCCACAACGAUCUACUUGGCGGACCACUCCAACGUUAUCUUAAGGUAAUAGACCCGGAACUGAAAGACGCCAACGACCGACCUCGAAUAGCAGCCUAUGCAAAAUUGGAUUCCCUAACGCCCGAAGAACGUGGACCACGCUAUCCACAGUGGCAUGAUGAUAUGCCUAAGCAAAUCUGUGAAGAGUUUGUGAACAGAGGCGACAAUAAUAGAAAGCGGGUUAUGGGAAAUCGGAGACACAUCUUUUUGGAUAUGGUCGCUACGCAUCCAGAUUAUCGGCGACAGGGAGCUGCUUCUAUGCUCGUUCAACGGGGUUGUGAUAUUGCCGAUGCUGAGGGUGUUGAGAUGUAUGUCAGUGCUAGCAAGGAUGGAGCAUCGUUGUAUGCAAAGUUCGGAUUUGUGGAUUAUAGCAUUUUAGGGCAAGAGACUGUCUCGAUGGUUCGACAUGUGCGAUGUGUCGACUAG